CUGUUGUCAGCGCUGCUCACUAAAACAUCACUUUACACGCCUGAUUUAUCUCUCUCUCUUGCUUGAGAAGUCCUCCUAUGAUGUUCAAGUUCAUCAAAUUAAAUACCUUGAGCCAAAAGUACCACUCGCUUCCAAUGGCAGAAUCAGAGAGCGAUAACCAUGGUCAUCGGUCCAGCGAUGAAUCCGACCUCCCCUUGAUGAAGGAGCUUUCUUGUCACAAGAAUGAGUCUCGAACUCUAGGGUUUUUUGGCAACAUGAAGUCAGCAAUGAAGAAUCCAAUGUUCAUUGUGAGCUUUUUGUUUUUUCAAAUCGGAGUCGGGAGCCUUUUUCUUGCGUGGCACCAUUCUCAUCGCUUCAACGCCCGGUUUAAGGAUAUUUCAAUGCACUCACCUUUGUUGGAUCGAAUUCAGAUCCCACUUGUCCCUCGCAAAAGUUAUGCUCAGUAUGGCAUGGGAGGGCCCGAGAUCUGGCGCGCUGAGCCUAGCGAGGAAGUCGACAAGGCAUGGGAGCGUGUCACAGCUGAAUAUCUCUUCCCUGUCAAAGAGUCGGACAUCAAAGCCAUGCGCAAAGAUCCUUCUGUGGUUGUUCCGAUGCCUGAAAACCACAAGAUCGACGGGGAGACCACGUACAUGGCCAAGUCGGCCGUCUACCACAAUAUUCACUGUCUGGACUACAUUCGGAAGGCAGUUUAUCACGACCAUUACUACCCGAACGGUACUGACGACAACCCAUUCCAUGCCUAUCAUACAGCGCAUUGUAUUAUGAUCCUAUUUGAGCAUUUGACGUGCUCGGGGGAUCCCGGUGUAUACCUCUUUCGUUGGAUGGAAGAGUUUAAUCGUCCGAUCGCUGACACAAACAUCUGGCGCCAGUGCUGGGACUUUGAGACUGUGAUGGAGGAACACAACGAAAAGGCAGUUAAAGACAUGACCGAAACGGAUGUUCGAAAGCCUCAUGGCGUGAAGUCCGUGCCAGCUCCUGAUGGUGUUAUGAACAUCAUCAGGAACUACCAGAGAACACAUCCUGACUACGAUCCUGGGCAGUAAAGUCUGUAGCAGACCAAAAGAAAGGAAUAAAGGGCAUGAGCUUUUUCGGUAUAAGACAGGUAGAAGAGCUUCCUUUACAUGUUUGGGAGGGUAGAAAUACACAGAUUGUUCGAUC
Messenger RNA from Colletotrichum destructivum, 1158 nucleotides. Its product is annotated as Putative mycotoxin biosynthesis protein UstYa. The transcript is spliced from 2 exons. The record is from RefSeq and is a predicted model, not a curated record. Lineage: Eukaryota; Fungi; Ascomycota; Sordariomycetes; Glomerellales; Glomerellaceae. Bases 78 to 1043 code for a protein of 321 amino acids. Gene Ontology annotation, biological process: mycotoxin biosynthetic process.